AUGUCUUUCACUGGAAAGUAUGAGCUGGAAAGCCAGGAGAACUAUGAUGAUUUCAUGAAGCUUAUUGGUAAGUCAUUGUUCAAUAACCUAUAUAUGUAACAUCAUAGUAUCUAUAUCCUUUCAUGAAAAUAUAUAAAAUGUAUCAUUAAUACACUUUUACAAUGAAACUGUUGGGGUUUAUUAAUUAAACUGGAAAUUGUAAAAAAGAAAAUGACAAUGAACGUGCACAUUUUAUACUAAAAUAGGUAACAUUAAAAAUUGCUGGUUUGAGUGUUUUUUUAUUUUAUUUUAUUUUUAGACCAGUAGCGCAUUUGUAUCUUCCAUUUUCUGUGAUACUGCUUGUAAUGCAAAAUAACUUAAAUGUUAAAUGAAUUGAUUGAUACUAGUAUAUAUUCUUGCUUUUAAAUAUAAUUUGGGGGAUCAUGGAUUUACCAAAUUAUUUUAUGCAGAGAGCAUGUUUUGCCAAUGUGGAAUAAAUGUUUAAGAAAAUACCUAAACAAGGGGUGAUAGUCUUUGAAUGUCCCAUAUGCAUGACCACAUUUUGGCCUUUCUUUUUUUUUCCUUUCUCUUUUAGUUGUUUUUUUUUUAAGACAAUACAAUAUGGAAAUAAAACAGCUCCCAGUGGGUGAACCUCUCCUAAAUCCAGAGAGCGUAGCAGGAACAAAUCAAGCUCUUACAAGGGCUUCCUCUGGGGAGUAAGUGAUUAUAGCAAUUCCCAGAGUGUAGCUAUCCCUUCCCCCAAGCAUGAGCCAAGGCUUCAAGAAAGGUGCAAGUAGGUCUGGUUUAUUGAGGGCUGCCUGCCUGGUAUUUAUGCAAGUGUCCACCAAGUGGACACUCCCCUAGGGGACCUGAUGGAACAAUGGGACACAUAUUGGAUAUUAGCCAAUCACAGACAAUACAAACAAAACACUCCCACAGUGACAUCACAAUCCCUCCUCACUAUCCUCGAGAUAAUUGGGAAGUAAUCAAAUUAUCUCCCAGGAGAGAGGCAAGACUCCAUUAACCACAUGGUUGCAAAAAGACAUAAAAUUACUCAAUGUUACAAUUACUAAAUAAAACAUAUACAUGCAACAUAUCCCCAGAUAGCUUAAAUCUGAGCGCACAUUAUUACCAAAUGGCGCUCAGAUGACCUACAUACAGUUCAAUCGCCAUGGAGCCAAAGUCUUUUCCAUAGUCUUUUGUUACACAAAUAGGCUUCAUGGCAUAAAUAUCUGGGGCAGCACUACUCACAUACUGAAGUCCUGAACUCCCCGGCAGAAAUACACAAAUAAACCUUUCUGCAGGAGAAAAUACAGCUAUCAGCACAGGGGCCAUAGUCGGAAGGCAGGAGGCUAGCCAGUAGUCCCCUCCAGGCACAAGUGGCAAAGGGCACUUCGUCACAUUAUUUAUACCAGAACCCCCAUAUGUAAUAAGGGUUCUGAUGGGGUCAUCUAGUGAAGGUAACAAGGGGUAACCCUAGUUAUAUAUUUAUAAAAGUGGCAACUUCUGUAGAAAUCUGCAAUGAUUGUAAAAAAAAAGAGGACAUACUCGUCACAGAUAAAAAUGUUUGAUAAACUAAAGUACUUUAGAGAUCCAGUAGGUUUAUUUAAACUUACAAGGCCAGCAUAUAAUAUUUUGAAAUUUUUUAUGAGUGCAAUGCACUCUUUCGAUUAUGUGAGAUGUAGCAGCCACAAACAGAAUAAACUCCUAGACAAACAAGGCAUUUAUUUAAAAUUGGCUUAGCUUUGAAAGAGUUAAAGAUAGUUUUAGCCAUGAAAAUAUGUUGCCUUGUGCAGUGGUGCUUCCAUAAGAAAGCUCACAGUUUAUUUACAAAUCACUUAACCCCUGCUGCGAAGAAAUUUAGGGUAUUGUACAGCGCUCUCGGUUAAAAGAAAUUAGAAAUAAGGGAAGGGCCUGCAAUUAACUGAAGCAACUAACUUUGUGGUCACUGGAGAUUUGCAGCAAAUAAUGCACAAUAACAACUAAUAAAUUACUGUAAUUAUGUAAUUAUUAUUAUUUUUCAGUAAUCCAUAAUGCAUUUAUACAAGAUAGUCAUCUCCAAUAUAAGUUUUUCUUUAUUGUACCUGGUUAUCAUUUUCAUCUGUAUAAUGACAUAGAUGGCCAUUUUGUUUUUUUAACAGGUAUCCCUGCAGAAACCAUUGAAAAGGGUAGAAAUUUUAAGUUCACCUCAGAAGUUGUCCAGAACGGAAAUACAUUCACCUGGUCCCAGAUCUAUCCAGGUCACACUAUGACCAACAAUUUCACUGUUGGACAAGAGUCUGAAAUGCAGACCAUGAGUGGCAAAAAGUUUAAAGUAAGUACUUUGUAAAAAUCUAUUUUUGAUAUGUGCUUUUUCUCAGGGUUUCGUUUCAGGUGUCACAAUGUAAUUUUAUGCAUAUGAUGACAAGUAAAAAUAGGAAGAGACAAUCACCUGUGGGUAUCACCAUUCUAGAAACAUACACAACAAAAGAAGAGAGUGGAUGGAGCUCUUCAAAUAAAACUUGUUAUCAUCUGUCAUGUUAUCAACUAGUUGUACCUGAGUACAGACAGAUGAUAAGUUUUAUAUAAAACGCUCCACACACUCUUUUCUCAUGGAAUGCCAAGUGUAUGUGUGAGCUCUCGUUAAUUGAUUCCCAUUACAUAUAUCCAUGUGAUACCAUGUGUAGGCAUUUGCCAUGCUUCUCCCAUUUGGUAUGAGUGUGGUUACUUUCCAGUUGCUGCAGAGGAUAAAUAAUUUAAUUGUGAUUGACUGCCAAAAACUGAAAAUUCGAGAUGAAGAGUUUUUUUUUUAGUUCAUGACUUUUUAAUGUUGUAUUAUGAGUAUAUAGAGUCUACUAAAAAAUCUAAACUAAUCUGCCAGAAAUAUUUACUUCAUAUUUUAAUAGACUCCCCAAAGAUCAUAAGCACUAUCACUUAUUAUGGCCUUGAUUUAAUAUUUUUGUAUAAGCUUUUCAAAUGAUUUAUCUACAAACAUCAUCAUUAAAGUCUGUGGGCAUUUUGGUAAAUAAAUCAUCUGAAAAGUUCAUCCCAAAAUAUUAAAUCAUUGGAAAGCUUACUCAAAAAUAUUAAAUUAAGGCCUAUAUUUGUUAUAAUAUCAGCAGGCUCUGGAUGCAAGCUCACACUGUACACAUACCUGGACAGUUAAUGUGGAAGUCAAACUUCCUUAUUGUGAUAUUGUCAUUUGGGAGGGAAGGCUUAUGUUAUCAUGUAAUUUUCCAUUUUUUGAAAUCUACAUAAACACUUCAGUCAGCUCAAGUUAUUAUGGUGCUGUGCUUAGGGGUGAGAUCAUGUAGAAUUUUCACAUCAGUCUGUCCUAGUGUAUAAUAAAUAUUGUAAAUUACACUCACACCACACACACACUCACACAUCUUCCUCUUCAAUUAGGAGUAACCCACCCAAGUCUCAUAGACCUACAGGUGUAAUGAGGAACAUCCGUGUCUGAGAGCUCUAAUACUGUAAUAACUGAGAAGAUGGGUGUUGACUACCUUUCAUUUCAUACAUUCUCCUCAGAAAAGUUGAGUCCUCAGCAUUGCAGUCUUUUGAAAGAUCUUGCAAGAUGUAUCUGGUGAUUCAUUCACAAUCUUUGUGAUGUUUGAACUUUGUUAACAGAAAGGAAGUUGUGAUCAUGUGUGGAAAUUUUAAUUCCUGCUGGUAAAAGCUAUUGAGAACCUUAUGGACAUCUGUCUUGAAAAUCAAUACAACAGUGUUUACAAAGUGAAUUUCAAAUUCUAGACCAAAACAGCCUAUGAUUCCUCAUGUUUUCUAUGCUUUAAAUCAGCUAUUUUUGCCUAACAUUUUAAUUUCCCUUUGUAUUUGCUUUCAAUGCCCAACAAUUUACACUUUUGAUGAAUAAUCCUGCCACAAUGGCCUUGACUCUUCAUUAAUAUAUGAAAUAUAAUAUUCAAGAAUAAUAUAUACAUUGGCAUAGUCACAAAUCCCCCAUAUGCUGCAUUUUGGCAAACAUGGAAUCAUAAGAGUGUUAUUAUUGUCUGCCCAUAUAAUAAUAGAGAACUUUGUCUCUCAAACCAGUUGUCAGGAAACACCAGUGGUCCAAACUAUACUGAAAAUCCCUAUGGAACAGAAGUGGUGAAUCCCUUAAUUAGGAAUUGGAGCUUUAAGAAGCACUGAUGUAGAGAACAUUGCGGACACAAUAUUCCUGUUGUACAAUCAUAAUUGUAUACAUUUCUAUUUCUUUAGGCAGUUGUAAAGCUUGAAGGUGGAAAACUAUUGGUGAACUUUGACAAAUACAUCCAUACAUCAGAGAUUGUCAAUGGAAAUUUGGUGGAGGUGAGCAAAAUUAUCAUACUCUUUAGUCAGGUUACAUCAUCUGGUAGUUAGGUUAGACAUGUGAGUCAUUGAGGUCAUCAACAGAAAGUCAAUCAUGCAUGUAAAAGAGAGACGGUUAUACGUAACACCAGUCUGAAGUGUAUUGAGAGUUUAUUCAACCAAUGUGGACUCAUAGGGUAUUUGUAGGGUCAAAAUGUUACAUUCCUCAUUUACAUUAGGGCUGCUAACUUAGAGGCACAAGUAUUUCUGUUUAUAAAAGGAUCACUAAAGGUACCCAGACAAGUUCAUCUCAAUGAAGUGGUCUUGGUGCAGUGGUCCUUUAGUUUUAAACCCCUGUUUUAAACCCCAGUUUAGUAUAUGCAAUUGCCUGGUUAAACACGCCUUAUCCCCAGCCAUUAGAGGAGCUUCCGAAAUGUGAGUGUGUGUUGCUGGCUUUUGUAUGUUUACCUACAUUGUCUGGUUCUUUGCGUUCAUUAAAUUCUCAGUGUUAAAACACAGUAUUUAAUACGUUGACAACCAGUUUUCAUUAUUUGGGUUUACUUUUCAAGGUUUGGUUUUUAGAAAACAUAUUCUCCAAUAAUUCUUGAGUUAAAGGCUGUGAAUUGCAGUGCAUGAUUUUCAGCAAUAUUAAAGAACCUGCUUACCUUUGCCAUCUCAUCCAACUGAGACAGAAACCGUAAAAGUUUAUGUGAUCAUAUCUCUUAGGAUGAUAUAAUCUAUGUACAAAUAUUUUAGACUGCCUGCAAAGUAACCUUCAAUACAACAUGUGUGUUUUUUUAUUUCAGACUUCUGUUGCUGGUGGUGUUACUUUCAAGAGAAUCAGUAAAAGGGUGGCAUAA
This is a messenger RNA of Pelobates cultripes (western spadefoot toad), 5105 nucleotides long. The record is from the annotation of a GenBank genome assembly. NCBI's taxonomy places the organism in Eukaryota, Metazoa, Chordata, Amphibia, Anura, Pelobatidae.